AUGAGGCUCCUCAAUACUACCACCCAUGACCUGACCAAGUUUCACGCCCAGAUCCCUCCCUAUGCCAUUCUAUCUCAUACAUGGGCUGAUGACGAGGUUGCGUACAUUGACCGUCAGUAUCUCAAGGAUGCCGCAGAGCUAAAGGCUUAUCAGAAGCCAUUUGGCUUCUACAUCGAGGAAGCUAGACAUGGCUUCGAAUGGUUGACAGAAGCCAUCAACUCCAUGUUUCGCUGGUAUCAAAACGCGGCAGUCUGUUACGUUUACCUUUCGGACUUCGUCGCGUCCGCAGACUCUGAUUUCACCACCUCUGGGGGCCGCUCACGUUGGUUCGGCCGGGCUUGGACUUUGCAAGAGCUUCUCGCUCCCAAAAACAUGGUGUUUUACGAUUGUCACUGGAAUGAUAUUGGCACCAAGGUAUCCUUGGCCGCAACCAUCGCAAGCAUCACUGGGAUUGAUCGUAAGCUCCUGACCGGUGAAGCUCGACUCAACGAAUACAGUGUUGCUCAGAAGAUGACCUGGGCCUCGUUGAGACAGGCCACACGCAUCGAAGACAUGGCAUACUCUCUGCUGGGCGUGCGUCUGCAGGAAGAAAUAAUCAAGACCAACAAUGAUCAGUCCAUUUUCGCGUGGAGGAUAGGCGCCCUGUCGGACCAAUCCUUAUCUCGAGGCAUCCUUGCCUCUCUGCCCAGUGACUUUAGAGGAUCAGGAAUGGUCGUUCGGGUACAAAGUCGCCACCCCAUGCCUUCGGCGGCUUAUGCUCUUGCAGACGAAUGUCUCGCGGUCGACUUGCCGAUAUUUCAGGGCCUGGGGCAGGAGACGUUCCUCGGCGUCCUCUACUGCCACUUCAUUGACUACCCCGACACGAGACUCGCGAUACUUCUCCAGCAGGUGUCCUAUUCCCCUCAAGACGUGCCAAACAGUACAAGUCAGACAGCGCCGAUCUUCGGCUCCAAGGGAUCGGACAAAAGGCUCCAUUGCAGACGCGUAGCACAGGAUACUCUGCAAGUCGUGCAAAUGGAGGCGCUGGCGAAGUGGCCCUCCAUGCCCUUGACAGUGAGUCCGGUCUGGCAAUCACCGGAGGACCCAUCAGCGCCGAAAACCCGAUUCCCGGUGAUUGACGUGUCAAUAGAGCGGGAGAUGGGCAAGUCGGGCUUUUUUCUGCUUCGGACAAGCACGCUCUUUACCGAGGACAUGACGGACAGGCUGUUCAGCUACAUAUUCAGCAACAGCAUCGCCGAGAGCAUCGGUGAACAAUUUAUUCUGCGUGCUGAUCCAGGGGUCUGA
This is a messenger RNA of Cladophialophora carrionii CBS 160.54, 1284 nucleotides long. RefSeq lists its product as uncharacterized. The record is from RefSeq and is a predicted model, not a curated record. The coding region runs from base 1 to 1284 and encodes 427 amino acids. NCBI's taxonomy places the organism in Eukaryota, Fungi, Ascomycota, Eurotiomycetes, Chaetothyriales, Herpotrichiellaceae. The transcript has 3 exons.